AUGAAAUUCUCUUCUACCCUCCUCGUCAUCCCCGCUGUACUCGCCGUUCUUCCCACCUAUAUUGGUGCUGUCGAGCUCCGAUAUGACAACCACUACGACGACGCCGACGCAUCUAUGAACACAGUCGCCUGUUCUGAUGGUCGCUUCGGGCUCGCUCACCGAUUCCCUACCUUUGGUUCCGUACCUGGCUUCCCCCAUAUCGGCGCAGCGGACGCUAUCUCUGGAUGGGACUCCGCCAACUGCGGUGCAUGUUUCCGUCUCGACUACACCAACCCACAAGGAGUGACGAAGAGCAUCAAUAUCGUUGCUAUUGAUCAUGCUGGGUCUGGGUUUAAUGUUGCCCAAGCGGCGAUGGAUGAGUUGACCGGUGGACAGGCUGUUGCGUUGGGAACGGUUGAUGUGCAGUCUACUCGUCUCUUGCCAUCUGACUGUGGACUUUGA
Marasmius oreades (fairy-ring Marasmius) is the source of this 441-nucleotide messenger RNA. RefSeq lists its product as uncharacterized. The coding region runs from base 1 to 441 and encodes 146 amino acids. Lineage: Eukaryota; Fungi; Basidiomycota; Agaricomycetes; Agaricales; Marasmiaceae. The transcript has a single exon. The record is from RefSeq and is a predicted model, not a curated record.